Messenger RNA from Phytophthora sojae, 471 nucleotides. RefSeq lists its product as hypothetical. The coding region runs from base 1 to 471 and encodes 156 amino acids. The record is from RefSeq and is a predicted model, not a curated record. The transcript has a single exon. Lineage: Eukaryota; Oomycota; Peronosporomycetes; Peronosporales; Peronosporaceae.
AUGCAGUGCGUCAAGUUGUGCGCCAAAGCGCAGGACAGUCCGACCGAGUCGCGUCGCGAGACGAGUAGCUCGCUUCACCAACUGUAUUUCGACGUCCGCACCUCCAAGCAAAACCCCGUUGAAGAGUUUCCGUCACACGCCGCGACGUGUUUGGCGGUGUCGACGAACGGACGGUUUGACUCCACCGAUACGUGUUUACUGGAGCACAGCCCGACACGCGCAGCGGACGAGGAUGCUUCCGAAGGGGAGAAGACCUUGGAGCUGCAUGCCGGCCGAGCUUCCCGACAUGGAUGCGCGCGCCGCGAGAACGACGUGACCUGGAGAGGCUAUACCGACGAACUAGAUGCCAACUGCGGAAAGUGGCGACGCGACUUCUCACGUCAGCGAAUCGGCCGUUAUCGUCUUGGGGCGAUCUAUUUGCGCGACGACGAGGGGCGGCUGAACCGAGCCCUGGUGGAUGAGCGCCUUUAG